AUGGUGAUGAUCAAUUACUCCGCCAUCUUGGUUCCUAUGCUUUCUGCUCUUAUGAUUUGCUCUGUUUCCGCCAACUUUAACCGAGACGUGGAGAUAACUUGGGGAGACGGACGUGGACAGAUCACCAACAACGGCGAUCUUCUCACACUCUCUCUAGAUAAAUCUUCCGGUUCGGGAUUUCAAUCCAAGAACGAAUACUUGUUCGGUAAAAUCGACAUGCAGAUCAAACUCGUCGCCGGAAACUCCGCUGGAACAGUCACCGCUUACUAUUUGAAAUCGGCUGGAUCUACAUGGGACGAGAUUGAUUUUGAGUUCUUGGGAAACCAAAGUGGCGAUCCUUACACACUUCAUACUAAUGUCUUCACGCAAGGCAAAGGCGAUAGAGAACAACAGUUUAAACUCUGGUUCGAUCCCACAAGUGACUUCCACACUUACUCUAUCCUCUGGAACCCACAACGCAUCAUAUUCUCCGUGGAUGGAUCUCCGAUAAGAGAAUUCAAGAACAUGGAAUCUCAAGGGACUCUGUUCCCCAAGAACCAGCCGAUGAGAAUGUACUCGACUCUAUGGAAUGCCGAAGACUGGGCCACGCAGGGUGGUCGGGUCAAAACCGACUGGUCUAAAGCUCCCUUUACCGCUUCGUACCGUGGCUUCAAUCAAGAAGUUUGCAUUGUGUCAAACGGAAAGUCAUCGUGCGGGUCAGGACAAGCGAGUAGUGGUUCGUGGCUUUCACAGCAACUAGACUCAACGGGUCAAGAACGGAUGCGGUGGGUGCAGAGUAACUACAUGAUCUACAAUUACUGCACGGACGCUAAGAGGUUCCCUCAAGGACUUCCACGAGAGUGCCUAGCUGCUGCGUAA
Molecule: messenger RNA, 858 nt
Organism: Microthlaspi erraticum
Lineage: Eukaryota; Viridiplantae; Streptophyta; Magnoliopsida; Brassicales; Brassicaceae
Source: the annotation of a GenBank genome assembly